CAUCGUCAUUGUCAUCAUCCGCGCGACGCUGCGCCGACGGUCGGCUGCCAUGGGGCCCGUCGACGGGAUUAUUUGACCCACGGGAACGACUCCAGGCUCGUCGUUGGGAUCGUGAGCAGCACUCGCGUGAGCGCUACGAAUCGGUAUGCACUGCCUAGGUGCGGUGACGGGAGGAGGCACCUCCAGCCCGAACGGGGCUGGCGGUCGGGGUGGUGUUCUUAGUGUGCUUCGAGCCCUUGGAGUCCUUGUGUGCGAAGGCAGAAUCCAGGGCCCUCCGCGUGGCUACAAAGAGGGUCCACACUGCGCACCGCCUAUGCAGGCGGUUCCGAACGACCACGUGUGCGAGGAGAACAACUAUCUGUGCAAUCGAUAUCGAGUACUAAUUCAGGAAAUCACGGAACGCUUCGCUAUUGGAUCGUACCUAUGCGUGGAGGUGCUUUUGUGCAACGAUUGUCCGUGUGGUUUGACAAAGUCUACCUGCAAAUAUCCCGUAUACCCCGUGCCGUCCUUAUCCAUUUCACCAUGGCAGAAAUGUGCUUCGGAAAUAUUAUUGGAAUACUGGUGUAUCUGCGUUGUCCCGAGCAAGAGUCAAGAACCAAUGAAUUUUCAAGGAUUAUAUCAAGCAGUACGUUCGCGGUUACACUUCAGCCAGGUUGCAGCGUGGUGGUCACGCAGCAACGGCACGGAGCCGAGCUACAUAGCCACCCGGAUAGUAUCGCACAACGAGGAUAAUCUCAGCAAGUUCCGGGAGACGUCGGUGGAGCAUACCUUCCCUCUAGCUGGUAACGGCGACGGAAAUUCCAUCAAGGUGACCAUGUGGGCACUGCCGCGAAUGGAGGAAGUACCUAUACUUACGUGUUCGUUGCAUCCGAAAAAAGAAAAAGACGAAGAGGAUCUCGCGAGAGCAUUAACGCCCACCAAAAGCAUCCCGGUGGGAUCUUGCAGCGCGCAAAAUCCGGAAAGUCUCGUAUUACCUGUUCUCGUGGACGAUAGACUGCAAACCACUUGUAACAAAUCUGGUAAGCAUGACUGUCGUUGUGAGGAGGAGGACGCAUCCCCACUGUCGCCUACCAUCAGAUCUAAUGGCGACCGGAAACGUCGACGAUCGCUUCCCUGUGGUCCAGCGGAGAAUCCUUGCGUGACUUCGCAACCGGCACCGUUGCCGUCUGUUCAAGAACACGAUUUACAAGAGAUAAGGGACAACACCAAUUCGAUGAAAAGCUCUGCCGAGAUGGUAAACAACCGUAGUGUCAUAAAAACUCUUCAAAACAAAUUAGAAAACAAGAACGAAGUGAGCACUCAUAACAAUCGGAACUCGGAUCUCGAACGCUACUUCAAGAUACAGCUUAAGAUUGAGGAACUUGAGGAUAACAUGGAGAAACGUUGCAAGCAUACGACAGCAGAAGUCACCAAAGAGAUGAGUAACCCGAAAAACAUUGUUCAGGAAGGAAGCUACGAUAAUUACGUUAAGAAUUCGAGUAAUCUUGAAAGAGAACCUGGUAGCUCCUCGGAUAUCAUAUCCACAACAAAAAGCGGUGGAAUAUUGCACAAUCUCAGUCCUUUCGCUCCCACAAGUUGGUCCUUUGUCUCUUCUUGGCAGAAUAGUAAUAUGAAUAGUAAAUUUCAAAGCUUCCGUGGUGUAAAAGAGACUCGUUUUAACGAUUCCGACAAAAAUUACAAGCCACCGGUUGUUACAUCCAAUCACGCUUCAAUCAAUCCCUAUGCUCAGCCCAAUCCCUUCCAUGAGUCAAAUCCUGGCCCCUCGACGCAAAAAUGGAAAACGUUGGACAAUUCCGCUUGCAUUGUACAUCAGAGUUAUUCUAAAAAUGACCAUAAGAUUGUCACAGAAACGCAAGUAUCGGCCGGUCAAGACGCAUUGGAGAUUAACAAGGAAGAUAGCAUCAUCAAGAGUAGCUUGAAAAAACCUGGAAAACCGGAUUUAAAUCAAUUAAUGUGGAAACUGUCGGUUCCGGAUGAGAAAGAAAAGAGGGAAGAAGGAGGAUUACUAGAUUGGUUCAGCAAAGUACCUGGAAGAGUCCUGAGUGUUGCGACAACAAAGAGCUACGUUGAUUGCAACAAGAUGAAAAAUGAAAGCUUGAAACAGCCGGAGCAUCCGACCGGGCAUCCGGUUGCGCAACAGGGUACCAAUGAUCAAAUCAAAUUCAAGAACUGCAAUCUCGAAUUGAGCCAGCGGGAGGUCAACGAAGUGUUAGCAGUAUUGCGAGCGAGGACACCGUCAGGACGUAGAAGGGCCACCGUUAAGAAUGCGAAGAAACGCGGAGAACGAUCCGAAAGAGGAAAUGACGAUACGACGGAAAGAAUUACAACAAAAUACACGAGUUGGGAGGAUGGAAGUAUAAUUCGGAGUAAUUCGAUAAAUAAUCACGUUGGAACAGUUCGUACAUUUAAAUCUUGUGAGGAUUGUAGCCGUGGAUCAUGUAAAAAAAUAGAGCAUCAAGUACCAGAAGAACAAUCAAGCCCUCUAGACCGAGUCUAUUACGAUAAGAAUGUUUAUCGGCCAGCACGUUCGAAACUUGCCGAAAGCACCUACAAAUUAAAUGAAGAUGUGAAAGUACACACGAGCGAGGAUACGGAUCGUUUACGGAAUGUUUCCACUAAGGCUGACGUGCUUCUCGGAGCCAUUCUGCGGACCAGCAAAGAUCGAAAGGACAUGUCGAAUAUCUCAUCAAACGGUACCAAAUCGAGGUCGGCGAUUAACAUCGACGAUAACAGUAGCGACGACGAUUCUCACAUUGAAAAACUUGAGCAGGAUCAUAGAACCACCUCGUCGAACGAUGAGAAAUCCAUGCCACUGAAUAAGAGAUUUCAUCAGUUCCGACAAAUGUUCAAGAAAGAGAUGGAUAAGAGAAUCGCUUUGAUAACGGAGGAGAGUUUCUCCUCGCCGGAGUCCUCGCCGAGUCUGACGUUGCCGCAACACUCCAAUACAGCGUCAUUUCGCUAUAACAACGAACAACCGAAUUUGCAUAGCGCAAAAUACAGCAAGACAAAACGGCGAAUUGACUUUGCGAACUUCCCGAAGGCCACUGAGCAGAAAGAGGAUGCUGCGACAUUCAGUACAAAAGACGCACAUCAAAAGCCACGCAAUAUACAUAGUACAAAUAAUAAUGAUCGCGCAUGCGAUUCCGAGGGCCUAAACAAUCAGCAGAUUUGCGAUAGGCGGCUACUCGAAGAUACGAAGAAAUUUUUUGAGGAUAAAGAGCAGAACGAGAAUGUAAAGGACAUCACAAUUCUUCAGAAGAGCAAUUUGACUACUCCAACUAUUCCGCAGAGCGGACAUUCGUCUUCCAAGCUACGAAGCAACAAUUACAAGGAUAGCAUCGCAGAAUCAGGAGACGAUGAAACCGUUGACAAGAGUGUGCCGUCCGCGCUCGAACAGGAGAGAUUCCGCAGAUCCUUGGAGAAUGCAGCAUCCAUGGUAUUCCAUAGUAGGACUGGUUUGCCGUUGACCUCUAGUCCAGCGCCGUUGAGGAGAGGCAGCUGUUGCUUUGACUACGACAGCAGUUUGAAUUCCGUUUCCUCAAAAAGAAGCGCGUUGUUCGAAUUAAAUACACCGCCGAGUCCGGGCGCAGUCUCAUUGGAAGAAACCGAUCGUGAUGCGGAAAUCACUGGUGAAGGCGAGGAAACACCCAAAAGGCGCUCCAGUUCCCGUCAUCGACCACAAAGUCACGCUCUCCUAGGCAGCUUCGAAGAAUCAGCGUUGAACGGUAGACUCGAACCGGUGUCCACGGUUCACGGUUUCACAGCGGAACUCGGAGCCAGUGGUUCCUUCUGCCCGAAACACCAGAAACUUCCAGUCACUGUGUUCUUUUACACACUCGGUGACAACGAUAAAGUCUCCACACCAUACCUUGCUCACAUUAAUCUUGAGAAAAAGGGCUAUCAGGUACCAAGAAGUGGCACCAUUCAAGUGACUCUUCUGAAUCCAUUGGGUACAGUCGUUAAGAUGUUCGUAGUAUUGUACGAUCUUUCCGAUAUGCCGCCGCGAUCUCAUACUUUUUUACGUCAAAGAACACUGCGGGACAAAACACUACGCUACCUCGUUCACCUUAGAUUUAUGUCCAGCAAAUCAGGUCGAAUUUACCUGCAUACGGAUAUCCGUAUGAUUAUCUGUCGAAAGUCAGACGUGGACACAGCGUCGGACUUGGGCUCGGAACCGCCGAAAGAACUCAGAAGUUACAUCCACGGUCCUACAAAUCCGAAAUUUUCACCAAGGUGCUGAGCCACGUGGUACUUUCCGUGGGGCUGCUGCCAAUCGUUCCGCCCGCCCAGUCCCCUUCAAGUCGAACUGUGAUCGACAAACGAUCGAAUAAGAUCAAAUUAGAAAUCAAUUUUUGUUCUUGUAAUCCUUUGCGGUUGACCAUGUAGCAAUUACAAUUUUUUGUGCAAAUGUAAAAAAACAAUCUCGAUGUUCUUAUUAUUUAUUAUAACUACUCGUUGACACAAUAGUAGAAACAAGUUAUUAUAUUAAUUUUAAUUAAUAUUAACGUCAAGAUAAACGCUUCAGAUAACUCUGAAGAAUUAUUACAAGAUAUUAUUUAUUUCUAAAUUAUUUUAGAAAUUGAUCGCAAAGGGUUAUAAGAGGUAUUUCAGAAUCGAAAAAACUUGAAGAUAUAAUGAAAGGAAUUUGAAAGAUUGCGUAUGGAUUUAACUGCUCAUGUUGGAAUAAUGAUUUAGAUUAUUUACAAUAUAUAUCAUUUUUCUUUCUUUUCUUUUUUGUAAAAAUUAUAUUUUGGGCCUUUUACGCGGCACAAAAUUAAAUUAAAAUUAAUUCUUCAAUAUUGACGAUUCCAACACGAAUAGUUUGUAAAAUUGACUCGAAAUUGCGAUUAUACUCUCGGUUUUAUUUUGAUCCGUGAUUCGUGCUUGCGGUAUAGGAGAAAAUACAAUAGGAUAAGUUUGCGCAGUUUUUCGUCUUAAAUUUAUUUUUAUAUUAUAAUAAUAGCGAUAUAUAUCGCUAUUAUUAUAAUCAUACAUAUAUUUAUAUAAUUCGAUUAAAUUAUACCGAUAGUCUUUCUAUUUUCGAUCUAGUGUGUAAUAAUCAUGAAAAUGGAAAAUCAACUUGAAACUCGAAUUAGAAAUUUAUUUUAAAAUUUCUUUAUGUAUCUAUUGUAAUUAUUGCUAUAAUGCAUACAUCGGUAAUUUCGUUUACGGAGUUUCGCAAGCUGGACGAUCUCGUUGAGAGGCCAUUUUUCUCAACUUAUUGCUGUAAAUAUAGUCACGCGUAGAGAGUAAGUUGAGUAAGAAUUUUUAAGCAGGAUGAUAUAUAUGUAUAUAUAUACUGCCAUUGUGUGUGUAGCACUCUACGUUUAAACGAAAAAAAAAGUGAUAUGAGGAAAAACUUUGACGAAUUCGGUCUCGCGUUCCAAUGGAGUUAUAAAAUCGAGAAAGAUCAAAAACACGUUGUGAUCGAACGGUUCGUGCAAUGAAAAGUACAAAGUUUAUUCGUGCGUUAUCUUGUGUGUUUUUACAGCGAAUCAUUGUAAUUUUUGAUGAGGAGAAAAAAUCCGAGAAAAAGAAAUCAAAAGUUCUUUUCCCGGAAAACGAAAUGUGAUUUUUGUGAUUUGCAUGAUUGUGAUUUGUUUCUUUUUCCUCUUUGCGAUUCAACGAGCGCAAGAAUGAACGCAAGCGACCGAAACUCAUGAGUUUUUCCCGAGAGUAAAAAAAUGAUUAUUUACACAUAUAUAUGUAUAUAUACAUAAACCAGAACACAAUCUUUGUGUCCGUAGCACUGUGAUGAAUAUUUUGAUAGACUAUAAAAAAAAGAGUAAAUAUUAUUACAGAAUAUUUCUGAGUAGCAGACACGUCAUAGAUCUAAUCGAUUCUACUAAUACGUCGUGCGAGGAAAUAUAAUCGUGCGUAACCUACUAACUAGACGCAAGGUUGAUAAUACCCAUUUUAAAGCAAACGUGACAACUCGCGUUUUCCUUUAUUUUUCUAAAGAUACGCCACGUAAAUCGUCGCGGAAGAAUCACGCGAAUGAUCGGAAAAGCCUUAUCUUUGAUCUUUAAUCCGCGAGUAUUUUAUUUAUAGUUUACAAAUGUAGACGCGCGACGCGUCAAUUUCUUUUCUUCACGAAACAGUUGAGUUUAAUGUAACUUUUUAUGAAGAAAAAACGCAAUAUUUUUGUAAUUAUAUUCGUUUGUAAUUUUUAAUCUUAUGUCCAUACAUCACGUUGAAUGUAGAAUAAGAAAAAGGAAACUUUUUAUAAGCUUACACGACAUAAAUUUUUAUGUGAAAUAAGAUAUAUUAUUAAUAUAUUAUUUUUUAAUAAUAAUAUACAAAUAAUAUAUUAUUAAUAUAUCUUUUAAUUAUACAUUAACAUUAUUAAGAAUAAAUAUUGUAAUUUUUUGCGGUUUGCAUAAAAAUUACAAUAUUUAAAAUCUUUAUAGAGUUAUGCUUUUGUGCUUUAUACGCGCGAAAGAUGAAAAUUCAAUGUCAUGAGUUUGCUACAUUGAUCGAUGAAUAUUUUAGUUAAUUUUAAAAUCGAAUUUCACAUGAUUAAAGUAUCGAGAGUAUCGAGAGAUCAAGGCUUCGUUAUCGUUCGCGUCUUUCUUCUUGUGAAUUAGAGGAAGGUAGCUUUCACUCCUAAAAAAAAAGAUUAACUUUAGGAGAUACCGCGGUAUAUAAAACAAGUAUGUGUAAAGAGAGAGAUUAUUUUUAAUCGUUAUUUUUUAGCGGAGAGCAAUUGGAUAAUCAUAUGUACGCAUAUAGCAAUCAAAAGCAUAAUAACUACACAUUUAAUUUCAGUCAGAAAGGAAAAAGAUUUCGAUAUUCCCUUCUUAUCUGAUUUUAUGAUAUUUGUUUUAAUUUUCUUUAGAGAAAUACUCUUAAAUUACAAACGAUUUCAGUAAAAUUUGUUCACAAUUAUUUUUUUCAGAAUAUGCCGAAAUCUCUCAAAGAUAUUUGAAAUCUUUUAUUAUAGCAUUAAAAAAAUUUUAUAUAUUUUUUGAAGAAUUUUUGUACAAUUGAAAUAUUUUUUCUUUUUUUCAUAACAAACGUUGCGAUAUAUCACUUUAUUUAUAAAAUCAGUAAUAGAGGAAGGAAAUAAAUCUUGGAUUAAUUUUCCAAUUAUUUUUGAUUACAAUGAAUCGCGAAUUCGCAGCAACAGGAUCAUUUCCCGCACAUUAUCUUGAUGCCGAAACGUCGUAUAUGUCGACGUGACGGUGAAGAUUAAACUCUUGCACUUAUCUGCAAUUCGUCAGGUCGAUUAGCUAGAUACGCGUCUUUUGAAGAGACACAGAGACGAAGUUCCGAAAGACAUUGUACAGAUUGACGAGGCGAAAGCGAUCGCGCGCCUCUCUUGUUUAAUGAGAACGACUGUAAACGUUGUUAAAUACAUUUUGUCGAUGUUUUCUUUUUUGAGAAAUAAAGUAGAGUGUCGAGAUGAUAAUUAUGAUAAA
Monomorium pharaonis (pharaoh ant) is the source of this 7421-nucleotide messenger RNA. RefSeq names its product protein FAM214A (gene atos). The transcript has 9 exons. NCBI's taxonomy places the organism in Eukaryota, Metazoa, Arthropoda, Insecta, Hymenoptera, Formicidae. The record is from RefSeq and is a predicted model, not a curated record. The coding region runs from base 146 to 4240 and encodes 1364 amino acids.